AGAUGUCCCACCCUCAUAAAAUUCAGAUGCGUGUGUCCGAGGUGUCUACAAAAAUUACUCAGACAAGCUGCUUUCCUGAAGAUCAAAUGCUGUUAUAGUCGAACAUAAUAGCUAAACAGUGCACUGUCAAAACUAAUAUUUUGAAAAAUGAGCAGUGAUUUAUAUGAAGUGAUAUUGGAUGGUGGUGGUCCAUGGGGAAUUCGUCUCCAAGGAGGCAAAGAUUUUGGAAUACCUUUAAAUAUUGCACGAGUAACACCCGGAAGCAAAGCUGCUAACAAAAGACUUAUUGAUGGCGAUCAAAUAAUGGAAAUUAAUUACACACCAACUGAAACACUGACUCAUAUGGAGGCUCAAAAUAUUAUAAAAAAUGCUGGUGACAAACUGCAACUUAAACUAAAGCCUGGCAAAGGUGUGUCACUAGGUGAAAUAAAGCAAGUUGGUAGUGGUGCAUUUGCUGCAAAUCCAAGUCAAACUUUGUAUGUAACUGAAACUGUACAUUCUGCUGGUGUUGACCAUAAAUAUAAUGCUAAGCCACGAGCUUUUGGCACUACUGAGCCAACUGCUAGUGCUGCUGUGUCUGGCAAGAAGUUUGAUCCUGCAGAAUAUGCAAGAAAAAAGAAAGAAGAACUAGAAAAAUACAAAGAAGAAAAAAACAAUCCUAAAGAAAUAGAUUCAGAUGUUCUCAAAAUGCUACAAAAUACUCAUGUCAACCAAGGUCAAGGAUCAUUUGCUCGACUAGAAAAUCAGCUUCAAAAUGAAGGAACUCCACAGCCGACUGCUUUUCGUAUGACGGCUGAGGGAACAGAUUUAACUGAUGUUUCACCUGGUUCACGUCAAGUAAUGGAGGAUUUAAAAAAUCGAGGAACAACUGGUCUAAGUAGUACUGGUAACACAACUUCUCGCUCAUUCAAACUUUUGCAGAAGAUAACUGAUGAUGCAGAUGACGAUUUGCCUCCUCCUCCACCUGAUAUGUUUGAUCAUGAACACGAGGCACCAAAAUCUGGAGGAACAUUUAAAUCAAUGCAGCAUCAUAUUGAAGCAGGAACUGCAGAUGAAAUAAAGACAGUUUUUAGUCAGCCACCUGGGCAAAGAGGACAACCAGUUUAUGCUGGACCUCCGAAAAAAAUAACAUCCCCACAAGGAUACGUCAAUCCAGCUCCAAAGUCUUCUAUGGCUUCUGGGCCAAACUUCAAAGUCGGAAAAGCUGCGGCACCUACUUUUAAAGCUAAUCCAGUUCAAACAUAUUCAAAUAAGCCACCUCCUCCACCUGCAGUCAAUGCACAAGAAAUUCAAAAUCCAAAUUCACGACUGUUAGCUAACAGCCAGUAUCCAUCUCCUCAACAAACUUAUGAAAGCAAUAAACCUUCUUCACCAACCAACUCUUAUCAACAACCUGUUGGUGGGCCUGGAAGAUUUUCUCCACAAUCUUAUGGCAACCCGCCACCUCAGCCAGCUGGAAAUAUCAAUAAAAUUAUGACAAAAGGUAGUCCACAGAGUACUACAGUAACCCCACAGAAAGGAUUGGUAUGCCAUGCUUGUGAACAGCCUUUGAUAGGACCGUUUGUUAGUGCCAUAGGUAGGACAUGGCACCCAGAACAUUUUUGCUGCUCUGCGUGUAACACGUCGCUUCAAAACCAAGCUUUUGUAGAGGAAAAUAAUUCACUUUAUUGUGAAAAAUGCUACAAUCAAUACUUUGCUCCUAAGUGUGCUCAUUGUAACAAUGCUAUUAUUGGAACAGCGACAAAUGACAUCAUCUGUGACAUGUGCUUGGCAUCAGCAGAUAGAGUGUUUGAUCCCCUGCAAUGUUCUUUAUCUAUCAAUUGGUUGAUGAAGCAGUUAAAUGAGGUUAAUAGUUCCACUGAUGCAGCUGCUCGACAGAUUAGUGAGAACAAUGCACGUAUAAAAAAGGCGCGUAUAGCAAUAAGUAAAGCUAAUUCAGAUCGCAAAUCACUUGAAGAAAAAAUUUCUUUAUGUGAAAAAGAAAUAGUCAAAGUAAGCCAAGCACUUGAAUUAAAGCAAAAAAUGUUGGCUGCUGGAGUAAAUUUGCGCAGUGCAAAUGAAAAGUUUGCUGCAAACAUGCAGAUUUUGCAGAGUGAUUUAGAUACAGCCAAGUGUAAGUUAUAUUCUUGGCAAUCAACUUUAGCGGAAAUAACAACAGGCUAUAAGCUAAAAUGUGAACGUCUAGAAGUUGCUCAACAACGACGAUGCAACUUGCAUAUUAAAAUGAAUGAGUUGCAAACCACUUUAGAUGAAAUGAAUAGACGUAUUAAAGAAAUAAAACGAAAACAGGAAUCAAGAACUCAGACAGGUGUAACAAUGUUAGAAGAAGUAAAACUACUGGAAUUUGCUGUAGAAGAAGUCGAAACUCGCAAGGUAUUUGCUGAACAGCAUUUAGAAUCUCUAAGGCUAUAUGAAGAAAUGCUAAAAAGCGAGCAUUUACAGCAAAGAGUUGCAAACCUCAAUCUUCAAGAUGAAGUUGAAAUAGCUCAGCGAAAGAAAAAAGACUUGAUGAGGCAACUUAAUAUUAGUCAUCCAAUGCAAGUUUUGCGAUGACUUUUGAUGACAAUG
This is a messenger RNA of Hydra vulgaris (swiftwater hydra), 2568 nucleotides long. Its product is annotated as PDZ and LIM domain protein 7. Gene Ontology annotation, cellular component: filamentous actin; Z disc; stress fiber. Gene Ontology annotation, molecular function: actin binding; muscle alpha-actinin binding. Gene Ontology annotation, biological process: actin cytoskeleton organization; heart development; muscle structure development. The record is from RefSeq and is a predicted model, not a curated record. Lineage: Eukaryota; Metazoa; Cnidaria; Hydrozoa; Anthoathecata; Hydridae.